Messenger RNA from Postia placenta MAD-698-R-SB12, 1476 nucleotides. RefSeq lists its product as hypothetical. NCBI's taxonomy places the organism in Eukaryota, Fungi, Basidiomycota, Agaricomycetes, Polyporales, Adustoporiaceae. Gene Ontology annotation, molecular function: LPPG:FO 2-phospho-L-lactate transferase activity. The transcript is spliced from 11 exons. The coding region runs from base 1 to 1476 and encodes 491 amino acids. The record is from RefSeq and is a predicted model, not a curated record.
AUGUCGUGCUUCAACCUCUCACUUCGCCCGUACAGCCCGGGCGCAGAUAGUCCAGGCUCCUCGGUCUUUGACCUACCAACACAACAAGACAGACCUGUAGAGCGACCAACCCCAGAUCUUCAGACUACCGACCCCGGCCAGAUUUCAAAGAAUAUCGAGCGAGAGGACGGUGGUCCUUCAUUCCUGGUGAUAUCUGGCGGCACGGGCUGCAACUCGAUAUGCCCUGCCUUCGGGAACGCGUGUUAUGUGCUGCCAGUGUCGGACGACGGAGGGUCGUCGAGCGAGAUCAUCCGUGUCCUGGGCGGACCGUCCAUCGGCGAUAUACGGUCGCGUCUCGUACGGCUGAUCCCACCAGCAGCGCCGUCGGCCCCCCUUGACUGCAUUCGCAACCUCCUGGCAUAUCGGCUAUCGGCAGACAGAUCGGAACGCGAGGCUCGCGACGAAUGGCGAGACAUAGUGGAAGGUCGCAGCUCGCUCUGGUCUGGAAUUCCAAAUGACAGGAAGGAAAUGAUUCGAGGUUUUCUCGUACAUUUUGAGAGCGAAGUUCUCAAGAGAGCACAUAAGAAUUUCUCGUUUGUCAACGGCAGCAUCGGCAACUAUUUCCUCUCUGCGGCCCAAGCAUUCUUCAGAUCUUUGCCAUCUGCCAUCUUCCUCUUUUCGUCCAUAACGAAUAGCCAGGCAAACAUCCUCCCGGUGAUAGUGACAAACCAUACUGUCACGAUCGCCGCCGAACUAGAGAACGGCUGCCGCCUGGUCGGGCAAUGCGAGAUAUCUCAUCCAGUCAAGCAGCCACUGGGCAUCAACAUCAUUGCACCUGAAGCAGAGCACGAGGACAAUGCGGAUACGGACGCUCUCGACGGGGUGAUAUCACCACAGCGGAACGUAUUGUUCCAGUCUGAGGCUAAAGGAGAGUACGAACCUCUGGAUGCGAGCAUUGUCAGGCUCUAUUAUAUCAAUGCAUACGGCAGCGAAAUCCAUCCGUCCCCCAACCCGGACUACAUAGCCAAUUUGUCGUUGAAUGAUGUGCUCGUUUAUUCGUGCGGGUCACUUUGGACGAGCAUUAUUCCGUGCCUUGCACUUAAAGGCGUUGCUAAUGCCAUUGCUCGAUCACGGUCACUCAAAGCCAAAGUUCUCUUGUUGAAUUCUCGCAACGAUCGCGAGACCGACGGUUACACAGCGGUCGAUUACAUCACAACGAUCGUCCGAACCCUAAACACUCCUUAUCACUCCCAGACAUACGGAGGCCUCGGCAGGGUUGAAACCACGUACCCGGUGUCUGCCUUCGUGACGCACCUCGUAUACCUAAAAGGGACUUUGGUAGAAGUUGACGUUGCGCGGAUCACGGCAAGUGCCCUCGGCGUGAGAUGUGUGCAAGUCGAGGGCAGCCUGGAUAAGACCAAUCAGCCUCAGUUUGACGCAGCCUGUGUACGGCAGGCAGUCGAAGGGAUCAUGGAGAUGGACACACGACAGUGUUAA